GUAGCGUGUAGUUUCUUUCGCUUCCAUUAAAGACUACAACUACCGCGGAUACUUGCAUGUCAACAACAGAGUGCGGACACAUAACAACCACGAAAGGAGUAGAAGUCGUGUGGUGCCUGUGGCUGUGCUCAGACUGGGUAUGAUGGACCUGGUGAUGGAUGCGUUAAAGGCGCUGGUGCCUCCGGAGCCCACUGGGAUGUCUGUGUCCAUUGGGCUGUUUAUGCUCUUCCUGGGCCUCCUCUACUGGUAUUCCAUCUAUCCAUACUCGGUUCUAGAGCGCUGUGGAGUGCCGCACCCGAGGCCCACGCCGUUCUUUGGGAACCUGAUGCUAUUCCGACAGGGCUUUUUGGAACCUCUCAAAGACCUUAUCAACACUUAUGGACGAGUUUGUGGAUAUUACCUAGGCCGGAGACCUGUUAUUGUAAUUGCGGAUCCAGACAUGUUAAGGCAGGUGAUGGUGAAGGAUUUCAGCCUGUUUCCCAACAGGAUGAGAGUGCGCUUCUCCAGUAAGCCCAUGAGUGACUGUCUUCUAAUGCUGACUGAUGAACAGUGGAAGCGAGUGCGCAGUAUCCUCACGCCGUCCUUCAGUGCUGCCAAGAUGAAAGAGAUGGUGCCAUUGAUCAACACAGCCACUCAGACAUUACUGACCAGCCUUGAAGGAUAUGCAGAAAGUGGCCAGAGCUUCGACAUUCACAAGUCUUUGGGCUGCUUCACCAUGGAUGUUAUAGCCAGUGUGGCUUUCGGGCUGCAGUUGGACUCCCAGAAUGAUCCCGAUGACCCGUUUGUGCACCACGCCCAGAAGUUCUUCUCCUUCUCCUUCUUUCGGCCCAUCGUGUUUGUGUUCAUCAUGUUUCCCUUCCUGGUUCCCCUCCUGCGGCUCUUACCCAGUAAGAACCGGGAUGAGAUGAACAUAUUCUUCAUCAGCUGCAUCAAGAAAAUGAUCCAGCAACGAGAUGAGCUGCCACCUGACCAGCGACGUCGCGACUUCCUGCAACUAAUGCUUGAUGCGCGGUCUACCAAGGAGUCUGUGUCGCUCGAGCAGUUUGACAUUGUCAACCAAGCAGACGAGGUUUGCCCUGCAUCGCACACACACUCCGCGGGACACGCAGUCAACGGCGCGGCCCAAGAGGACGGCGAGGAGUCGCCCAGACGGCCGCACACACACACCCCGACACAAAGCCAGGCGCAGAAGAGGGUGAUGACGGAGGAUGAGAUUGUGGGCCAGGCCUUCAUCUUUCUGCUGGCGGGCUACGAGACGAGCAGCAACACGCUGGCGUUUACCUGCUACCUGCUGGCCACACACCCCGACUGCCAGGAGAGACUGCAGCGAGAGGUGGACGACUUCUUUAGCAGACACGACUCUCCGGAUUACAAUAACGUUCAAGAGCUGAAGUACAUGGACUUGGUGGUAUCAGAGACCCUCAGGAUGUACCCUCCAGGCUUCAGGUAUGCGCGUACUGUGGAGGAAGACUGUGUGGUGAAUGGGCAAUUCCUGCCUAAAGGAGCAACGCUGGAGAUUCCUGCAGGUUUCCUGCACUAUGACCCUGAACACUGGCCUGAACCAGAGAAAUUCAUCCCAGAGAGGUUCACAGCCGAGGCGAAAGCGAGCCGCCACCCCUUUGUGUACCUCCCCUUUGGGGCGGGGCCUCGCAGCUGUGUGGGCAUGCGAUUGGCCCAGCUGGAGAUGAAGAUGGCAUUGGCUCUCAUUCUCCAGCGCUUCACUGUGGAGGCCUGCAGUGAGACCAAGGUCCCUCUGGAGUUAAAGUCCAACAGCACCCUGGGCCCAAAGAACGGCAUCUUGGUCAAAAUCACCAUAAGGGAAUCAUCACACAGCUCACAGGACUGAUGAAGGGAUGGCACGGGCCUGUUUGGACUUAUCUGGUUCCGCACUGAUUUAUUAACUCAUUAAAACAAUGUCUAUCUGUC
Messenger RNA from Clupea harengus (Atlantic herring), 1926 nucleotides. RefSeq names its product thromboxane A synthase 1 (platelet) (gene tbxas1). NCBI's taxonomy places the organism in Eukaryota, Metazoa, Chordata, Actinopteri, Clupeiformes, Clupeidae. Gene Ontology annotation, molecular function: iron ion binding; oxidoreductase activity, acting on paired donors, with incorporation or reduction of molecular oxygen; heme binding. The record is from RefSeq and is a predicted model, not a curated record.